Molecule: messenger RNA, 2054 nt
Organism: Drosophila santomea
Lineage: Eukaryota; Metazoa; Arthropoda; Insecta; Diptera; Drosophilidae
Exons: 2
Coding region: 944-1948 (334 amino acids)
Source: RefSeq, a predicted model, not a curated record
CGGUUUGUGGGCGUUCGAGCGUGCGUGGCAACAACCUUGUGCUGCGUCUAUGUCUCUAUAGUCUGCUUGCUGAAUCUUAACUUUCCAGCUUUUAUAGUUCCUGAGAUCUCGAUGUUCAUGCGGACGGACGGACGGACAUAUACUCCUUUACUGUACGAGUAACGCGUACAAAAUAAUAUUUAAGUUUUGUCUUUCGUAUGUAUUAAUGUAUGUAAACUCCCACUUAAAUGCCCACAAGGGUACAUACCGUCAAAAUCUUUCUGGCAUAUAUAAAACACCUAAAAUUGCCCAAUAAGUUAAGUUAAGUUAGCAUUCCCAUGAUCCAAAACAAUUUAACUAGCAAAUACCAUACAAGCAGUACAUGGAUUCCUGCCUUUUCCUAUUUCUUUUCACAAAGACCUUUUAGUUUAAGUAUAUUGGGUUAUCUGAUUUUUUUAAAAGAUAAUAACAAAUUCAUAUAUAAAUCUUCGAGCAAGCGAAUUUUAAACCGAAUUUUAAAUGCAGAGCGUUUUCAACAAUUUUGGACAUGAAUGUGUAAGGUUUCCGUCUAUGAAACUUACUUUCUUCGUAUUAUCCAAGUUUGGUCAAUCGAACCGCUCUACCUAUUUGUAUUUAGCAUAUAAAUAUAUUCGGCGUUGACAAUGGGGAUAUCAAAUGAUUAUUUAAAUUUAAACGCAACGUUGGUCGCCAAGUUAGAUAAGAUCCCGGACUAUUCAAGUAGUGCAUCUGCGCAUACGAAUCUGUGGUUUGGCAACCGCCCAAUGUGAUACGUUACAUAUUCGAAGUUGUGAAGUCAAUAAUAGAUUCAACCGUUUUAUGGUAGUGCCUAGUAAUUUUGUCUUUCUGUGGGAAAACGAUGCUAUGUUGGAUAGAUAUAAAAACAUACAAAUUGGAAAGGCAGGGCAUCAGUCGACCCUAGCAACUCAGACAGUUCAAAGUAAAAAUGAAGCAGUUCGUCGUUCUAAUGUGCCUGGUGGCCCUCACCGCAGCAGCUCCCCAGGGAUACAAGUACCAACCUCAGCUACCAGCCCUUCCCAUAGGGAAUCUCCGUCCUCAGACACCUAUUUCAUCAAGUGGAAUAUACGCAAGUGCCGCCGUCCCAACUAUCGCACAGCUCGGUGUUCAGGCCGCGAUCGGUGUCCAGGCGCAGCAGCCCGCCAUUCAAGCCGUGCAGACCUUCCCCGCUCCUGCUUCUGCUUCCGCUUCUUUGCCGAUUAUUACUCCGCCCCAGCAUCUGAUAAGCACUGUGCAGCAGCAGCCUCAGCAAAUCGUGUACCAGCAGCCGCAGCAGGCCCUUCAGACCCAGUUCGUCCAGCGCCCCGCGAUCGUCACCAAGGACAUUUACAUCCACUCUGCCCCCGAGGAGAAUGAGGAACUGCGCCAGGACGAGCCACAACUGGAAAAUGUGCCCAUCCGCAAGAACUACCGGAUCGUCUUCAUUAAGGCGCCGACUCAGAAUCUAAAAUACACCGCCGCGGCUCUUAAGCGGGCCCAGUCAAGCAACGAGGAAAAGACCGUCAUCUACGUGCUUUCUAAAAAGCCCGAUCUUACCGAGAUUCAGCAGCAGCUGCAGGUCACCCAGUCUGAGGCUAAGGUUCAAAAGCCCGAGGUCUACUUCAUUAAGUACAAGACCCAGGAAGAGGCCCAGCGCGCCCAGCAGGAGAUCCAGGCUCAGUACGACGCCCUGGGCGGCGCCACUCACAUUUCGGACGAGGGAGUGGCCCCCAUCGCUAGCGUUUCGAGUGGCUCCCUCAACCUGGGCAGCUUUGCGUCCCAGCACUCCCAGGGUGGCCAAACCACCAUCCAGCCCCAUGGUCAGCCUAUUGUUCAGCUGCAAUCCCUUAACCAAGGGGUCCAGCAGCAGAGCUCCUUUGUACAGCAGCCCACUGCUGCCAUCAUCGCUCCCUCUCUGCCAUCAAGGAAGUAUGUUCCGGCGAAGACUUUUUAAUAAUUUAUGUUGUACCGUUCCCAUCGCUUCUAUUGUUUUAUAUCAAUCACCAUUACUUAGUAAAUUUUAAUUUAUUUUUGUAAAUGCAAAAGUCGAAAAAGAUAAA